ACGAGGAGUCGUAAUAUUGAACGACCUGGACUGCCUACGCUCAAGGAAUCGCUGAGCACUUAAUAUUUAGAACAAAAAUAUAAAAUCUCAGCAUAAUUAUACUUAAUAUCUGGCGAAUGUAUAAUUAAGGAAAAUCUGACGAAAAGAUAAAGAUUUUUAAUAGCAAAAAACAAAAAAUCUCCUGCCAAACAAAUAUUGCACGUGUGCCAGCUCCAGUGUAGCCUAUAAAUAUAACAUGAGUAGCAAGAUUGUGACUCCGCACAAAAAACAUUGACAAGUGUUGUUGAGUUGUUGGUACAUAAUCUCUCUAUCAUGACCAUUCUCAUUGAAACAACUGCUGAUCAUUCUCAGAAGAAUCAGGCUGUUGAUAUGCCUUUGGUUCAGAAAGCUGAGCAAUUGCCUGCUGAUCAUCUUCCUUUUGCUAGGAGUUAUCAACUGGAUGCCUUGGAAAUGGCAAAGGGACAGAAUACCAUUGUUUACUUGGAAACUGGAUCCGGCAAAACCCUGAUUGCUAUCAUGCUUCUGCGCAGCUAUGCUCACCUUUUGCGCAAGCCCUCGACUUUUCUUGCUGUUUUUCUCGUCCCCACUGUGGUGCUGGUUUCCCAACAAGCUGAGGUUGUGCAAAUGCACACCGACUUGAAAGUUGGAAGGUAUUGGGGAGAAAUGGGAGUGGAUUUUUGGAAUGCUGCUGACUGGAAGAAGCAGCAGGAUGAAUUUGAGGUGCUUGUGAUGACACCACAAAUAUUGCUUAAUGCCUUGAGGCACAGUUUUAUAAAGCUUGAGACAAUAAGGAUCCUAAUAUUUGAUGAGUGCCAUCAUGCUAGAAGGAGACACCCUUAUGCUUGCAUAAUGACGACUUGUCUCUCACUUAUGCGGUCUAUACCUAAAAACUAUGCUAAUUUUGAGUCCGCUAUAACUUUGAAUCAACUGAAAUUUAUCAUUUGGUCAAUGUGA
This is a messenger RNA of Daucus carota subsp. sativus, 954 nucleotides long. Its product is annotated as endoribonuclease Dicer homolog 2-like. The coding region runs from base 313 to 954 and encodes 213 amino acids. The transcript is spliced from 6 exons. The record is from RefSeq and is a predicted model, not a curated record. Gene Ontology annotation, molecular function: nucleic acid binding; ATP binding. Lineage: Eukaryota; Viridiplantae; Streptophyta; Magnoliopsida; Apiales; Apiaceae. Gene Ontology annotation, cellular component: cytoplasm.